AAUAUUUACUGCUGUGCAACCUUUACUUACUUUUCUGAUCAUGUGACUUGUUCAAAAUGGCGAAUUACGAAUGGCAACCUAGAAAGAGAAAUUAUGAGCGCGAGACAGAGACUGAAAGACUGCCAACAACGGUCGCCUCUUCACAUCCUCUGAAAGCCAUAACAGUAUCUGAGAUAAAACAUGCAGACAAGAAAGGGUCAGCUGCGAGAAAGACACCAAACAAAGGAUCAACACCUAGCAAGGGCUCAAGUAUUAUGUCAGAUCCUCUUAGUUCACUCAGCGACAUGGGUCCACUGAGUACAGCACUAGAUGGCUUAGAUCCAUUGUCAGCCAUGGCAGCUGAGGCCUCCAGGACAACCAAGAGUAGAGGAUUAAGUUUUGGGGAAAGUGGUACAAAAGUUCGAGCAGAUUCUCUGGAUGACUCAUUUGAGCCUUGGUCAGCUAAGCGAGUAGAUAUUCUGUCCAAAUAUACUACAUCAGAAAAACUAUCAAUUACCACAAGUUUUCUGUCAUCUGCAGACAAGGAACAUGUUGUAAUAAAAUCACAGAGUCAAACCACCACUGGUACAAUGUCGGACAAAGUGAAAAACAGACUGGAACAAUUAGAUGACUUUGAAGAGGUAGGAAAUAUUUGUUGUAAAUUAAUUAUCAAUAAAUAUGAAGAGAUAAUUAAAAGAAGGAAAUGUUUCCCGAUAAAGAUCUUAAUCAGGCUCUUAUGCAGCUUGGAGCAAGACCAGAGAGUAAAGGCUCUAAAAAUAGCUAUUCAGUGCUCAAAGUUGUUGGCUGAUGUGAGUGUGAUACAGUUCUACCCCAGCAAGUUCGUUCUUAUAACAGAUAUACUUGAUACAUUUGGGAAGUUGGUGUAUGUGAGAUUGAGAGAUAAAGCCCAGUAUUUUCCUCCUGGAAGUGGAGUAGCCAUUAAACUACCUGAAAAUUUUACUCCUGAUCAGGUGCCUGAUUCAGCUAAGGAAACCUGUCGUAAUUGGUUCUUUAAGAUUGCCUCAAUCCGUGAACUGAUUCCAAGGUUUUAUGUGGAGGCAGCCAUCAUGAAAUGUUACAGUUUCCUUAAUCCAGGAGAGUAUGCUGAUGCAUUAAGACGCCUGUCUCAGAUGAUAAGUGGAAUGGGUGAUCCACUUGUAUCGCUAUAUGCUAAAUGUUUCCUCAGUAGGGUUGGAAUAGCAGUUGCUCCAAGCAUCAAGGAUCACCUGUUACCAAUGUUUGAUGGGUUUCUAGCCACAUUCCCACAGGUACAAGGUGACAGUGUACAGAAUAUUUUGGCAGUACAGAAAUUAGAGAUGCCACGUUACCUGACACUGUUCUCACCUGGGCUGGACUGGCUGCUACAGUGUAUAGCUCAUAAAGCAUCGGAUAACACUCUCACUGAUAUACUAGAGAAGUCUAGGAAACAAUGUAACAGUGCAUUACUACUGAACUCUCUGAUAUCAGCAUUUAAACCAGAGUAUAUAGCAGCUAGAGCCACCAAGUUUAUUGAGAUGAUCAAAGAAUGUGAAGAAACAGGUUUUCCUAAACAUUUAUUAUUCCGUACAUUGGGCACAUGUCUGGCAAUAGCUGAUCCACCAGGGGACCAGAAACUGACAGUGUUAAAUGAAGUCUGGAAACCAAUAACUAAACUGAAAAAUCCAGCUGAUUACAUGGCGUGUGCAGAGUCCUGGAUGGAGUUUAUUGUUAAACAUUUUGGGAAACGGGAGAUAAACACAGUAU
This is a messenger RNA of Ruditapes philippinarum (Manila clam), 1722 nucleotides long. Its product is annotated as VPS35 endosomal protein-sorting factor-like. Gene Ontology annotation, biological process: endocytic recycling. Gene Ontology annotation, cellular component: endosome. Lineage: Eukaryota; Metazoa; Mollusca; Bivalvia; Venerida; Veneridae. The annotation marks the transcript as partial. The transcript has 16 exons. The record is from RefSeq and is a predicted model, not a curated record.